Molecule: messenger RNA, 960 nt
Organism: Closterium sp. Yama58-4
Lineage: Eukaryota; Viridiplantae; Streptophyta; Zygnematophyceae; Desmidiales; Closteriaceae
Source: the annotation of a GenBank genome assembly
AUGGGUCGGCCCGAGCCCGCGUCGCCCGGCGAGAUUGUGUUUGUGGAGCUUAGGAAUAAGUAUGUGGAGUUAGAGCCGUAUUUUUCGAAGCUGAACGCGUCGGUCAAUGUGAGGCUGGCGUCGAAUCGCGGCGUGCUGACGUACCUGCAGACGCGCGCCGCGGGGUCGUGGGCGCAGCGGUUCAGUCAGAUCGGGAUGCGGCUGCCGUACGCUGUGGGGUGCUUCCUGCGCUUCCUGUUCACUCUGCGGCCAGAGGUGCAGGCGCUAGUGCGGGGCAUGGAGCAGCAGCUGCGCGCAGCCAUGGUGGGGGAGGGGGGGCAGGCGCGGGGGGUGGCGACGGUGGGCAUUCACAUCCGCGUGAAGGACGGGUUCGUGUGGGACGGCAAGUGGGGGGACGGGGAUCCGAAGCAGCUGAACGACGAGCAGGUGGCUUGGCUUGGCAAGCAGGCCAAGGAGUGGAUUGACUGUGCUCUGAAAGUGGAGGGGUACUGGUUCCCGUCUUCCCUGGGUGUGCGCUGGAUGCUUAUCACCAACUCCGCCCAGCUCAAGCAAGCUAUUAAAUCCCAGUACCCCGAUAAGGUCUUCACCACUGACUUUGUGCCACGUCAUUCCAACAACCUGGGGGCAGUUGACACUGAAGCCUCACGUCGCCCAGCUGGGAUGGUAGCCCCAGAUGCAGAGUACACUGACGCCAACAUUAGCACGACAGCUGCAGCUUCCAAUGCCACCAGCACCACUAUUGAGAAGGACAAGCAGGAAGAGGCUCGGCUGUUCCAGGAGGUUGUUACAGAAUGGUUAUUGUUGGCAUCCUGCGAUGCAUACGUUGUGUCCGAGUCAGGGUAUUCGCACACUGCUGUGUUCUAUGCCAGAAGGCCUAUGGCAGCUUUCCAGUAUGACAGAUGUGACCCAGAGUUACCAGUGCAGACAACUAUUAUGGGACAGUCUUGGAGUGGGAUUUGA